Closterium sp. NIES-67 is the source of this 3081-nucleotide messenger RNA. Lineage: Eukaryota; Viridiplantae; Streptophyta; Zygnematophyceae; Desmidiales; Closteriaceae. The record is from the annotation of a GenBank genome assembly.
CUAUCGCCGUUGCAAUGGUCGCAAUAAGUACGAGUAGCCUAGAACCAUGACUGGUCUAGGGAAGCCUAAACACGAUCCUUGAGCGUUCCCCCUCGGUCGGCUUCACCACUCUUACCGAGGUCCCGACUCUCGAAUUCACGAUUCUUAACGCGUUCUUAAAACGGCUCUCUUCCAAUCUCGCUCGAUCUUGCCUCAUUCGUUCAGUCGCCGCUCGCCCUGUGCUCUACUGUAGUCCACUCACGCCGCGACGCUGCUCCUUUUUCUCGCGAGUAGGUGACUGACGCUGCCCCGCCAAUCUCCCUCGCUUUCGCCUUAUCCGUUCAGUCGCCGCUCGCCCUGUGCUCUACUCUAGCACUCCACUGAAACGGCGACGCGACGCUGCUUUUGAGGCGCCUCAAAACUCCACUGAAACGGCGACACGACGCUGCUCCGCAUUCGUCCCAGUCGUCUGGCGCUCAGCCUCCUCAGUCUUAGCUGCGGUCAAGCUUCGCAUUUGCUGAUGUCUUCGUCUGCCUCCUCUGCUGUUACAACGAUGUGUUACAGUUACAGCUAAGUGCUACUCUAGGCUCACUGUGUAGGACAGCCACAAAGUGCUGCAGCUACUUAUUGAAAUACUACAGCUAAGUACGAAGUCCUGCAGCUAAGUUCUGCUAACAGGAGUUUCAACUAGGCAGCAGCUGGCUGGUAGGAGGUUCAGCUAUCCGCCAUGGCGCAUCUCCUAAGCGAGCUGGAUCGCUUCGAAGAGGAGAUGCGCGCACUCGGCGCGGAGUCCUCUUCCGCCAAGGCCGUUCCGCCCCCCGCGCACCUCCUCGCGCAAGUGCCCCUUCCGCCCGCUCCGCCGCUCCCCGCUAGAGCCGCACCUCCCCUUUCCCCUGCUCCGCCUCCCCCUCGGCCGCCACCGCCGCUUCCCCCAGGGGCUUCUCCUGCGCGGCCCUCGCUUUCCCCCCUGCCCGCUCACCCUGGGCCUGUUCCGCCUGCCCCUUCCGCCGUCUCCCCUGCGCCUGGUCGUCCGCCUUCCCCGCUUCCGCCACACGCCCUCCCCCCACCGCCCUCCGCCUUUCCUCCAACUCCGCCUUAUCGCCCCGCCGGUUCUUGGUCACAGUCUCCCGCCGCUACUCCCCCUGCUGCGCCUGUUGCGCCUUCCCCGCCCCUUCCCCCGCCAGCAUCAGGCGCACAAACCCAGUUUCCGCGCUACCAACCACCCGCGCGACCAUCGUUUCCGCCCUUUCCCCCCACACCCCCACCCGCGCAUUCACCCGUUCCGCCUUUCACUGGUGGCACGGGGGGGAGGACACAAUUUCCGCCACUUCCCCCCUCCGCCCCUCCCCCUGCCGCUCCCCCUACGCGGAAAGUAUACGCUGCUGCGCCUGUGAAAGCGACCAAGGCGGAAGAGGCGGGGAGGGAAGGGGCGGAGGGGGAGGCGGAGAAAGAUGGUGGGGGAAAAGAGGGGGGAAAGGAGGCGGAAAAGUCAGCAGCUGCAGGCAAGCCCACUCCGCCAAUUCCUCCCCCUCCUCCGCCUGCGCCUACUGUCUCCGCCUCUCCGUUACCAACCGCACCAUCACCACCACCGCCAUCAGCAGCAGCAGCAGCAGCAGCAGGGGGGCCUUCAGCGGGGUAUGGGGCUGGUCCUAGUCACGCGGGUGUGACUAUAGGCAUGUCACAAUACGGAGGGGCAGCGCCAUAUGCAGCAGGGGGAGGGCUUGGCGGAGUGGGGGGGCUUGGGGGCGCAGGGGGAUACGGGGGAAUGGGGGGGUUUGGGGGCAUGGGCGGAGGGAUGGGGGGGAUGGGGGGCAUGGGCGGGGGGAUGGGGGGGAUGGGCGCAGGAGGCUAUGGGGCGGGGCCAGGGGGGUACAGAGGGGGGGUAGCAACAUUUGGAGCAGGUGGGGGGGGGUUUGGAGCGAUGGGGGGGCAGUAUGGGGCGGGGAGCAACGGGCAGGGAACAUCACUGUCAGAAUUCCUGAGAGUAAUCCGAGUUAGUGUUGGUGUUAGUGGUGUUAAUGUUAGUGUUGGUGUUAGUGGUGUUGAUGUUAGUGUUGGUGUUAGUGGUGUUGAUGUUAGUGUUGGUGUUAGUGGUGUUGAUGUUAGUGUUGGUGUUAGUGGUGUUGAUGUUAGUGUUGGUGUUAGUGGUGUUGAUGUUAGUGUUGGUGUUAGUGGUGUUGAUGUUAGUGUUGGUGUUAGUGGUGUUAAUGCCAACCCCAAUGCAGCGAGAGCGGCUGGAAAGCCCAUCAACUCACAGGCGGAGCAGCUGUUUCAAAGGGAUGCAGCAAUGAUCAACCCAGCAGCGCUCGAGGGAGUCAAAGCUGCCCUGGCCAGUGGCAUGCCGCUGGGCGUGGCCGGGCAGGCUGCCGGGCAGCAAAAGAAAAAGCGGCCAGUGCCAAGAACUGCAGCGGGGCAGAAGUGGGAAGAUCCGACACUCACGGAGUGGCCUGAGAAUGACCACCGUCUCUUUUGCGGUAAUCUGGGCAACGAGGUCAAUGAUGACGUGCUUGCAAAGGCGUUUCAGAAAUACGCUUCAUUUAACAUGGCCAAGGUGGUGAGGGACAAGAACUCGGGCAAGACCAAGGGGUAUGGCUUCGUGAGCUUCGGUGAAGUGAUGGACUGUGCUGCUGCGCUCAAAGAGAUGAACGGGAAGUACGUGGGCAAUCGACCAAUCCAAUUGAGGAAGAGCACGUGGAAGGAAAGAGUUGACACGGAGGCUCUCCAGUCUCGAAACCGGGGUAGCCGGCCAAAAGAGAAGCGUCAAAAGAAAAACAUUCUGCAUCGAUGACACCUGGUGCCCAACGACACUGACAGCAUGACCCCGCAUCCUCAAUGGCACAUAUGAUUGACCUAAUGGAAGAGUUGACCAUUACUCAGGAAGUGUAAUUCAAUGUUUGAGUAGCCAAUGUAUUGUGCUUUGAAGAUUUGUGCUGGCACGUUUCCCAAACAAGCUUUGGAGCAUGGAAGAGUGGAAAGAGAUGAGAAUUCUUCUGGGAAGAGGUAAUGUACUUCCAAAAAUCAUGAGGAUCGAUCCAUCACUUUUUUAUUCAUAUUGAUUGUGUUGUAUAUUGAUCAUGUACCUUAACAUGAGGCCCAUAAUUA